This is a messenger RNA of Annulohypoxylon maeteangense, 735 nucleotides long. RefSeq lists its product as uncharacterized. The record is from RefSeq and is a predicted model, not a curated record. NCBI's taxonomy places the organism in Eukaryota, Fungi, Ascomycota, Sordariomycetes, Xylariales, Hypoxylaceae. The transcript is spliced from 2 exons. Bases 379 to 660 code for a protein of 93 amino acids.
GUCAGAUACAAUGUUUCACGUUAAACCACUUGGAUACCUAGCGAUUUUAAUGGGCGUACUGGUUGUCCUUACCGAAUCCUACAGUCAUACGACACUUUUUGCAACGCUGACACAGCAACUUAGCCACUGAAUUUUCAUGAAAAUGAUGAUCAAAGUGUUUUUGGGAGAACAUAGGCCGAUUCGAAUGGAAUCGUAUAUCUGCUUAGUACUAGGCUGUGGUUAUCUACGAGUAAAGGUAUAAGACCCUCCAUAUCUCUCGAAGAUACCCUCAAUGUUGUUCGUGAUAUUUUCUACAAUCAUCCCCUCACCAUAUAUAAACCGAUAUAACGACUUUCCACCUGUUAUCUGUUUCGAAAAACUUUGGUUUUGAUAUCAAACAUGGCCUUUCAUAGCACCGAGACGGUAUAUCCGAACGCCAGCGAGCCCACCCGCUGCAAUUCUCACGCAUACCAUGCCGAUAGAUCCUUCGUCGACGGUGACCUAUCCUGCGGAACGUCUUUGGCCAUCUACGGUGCAUCGGGCAGGCCUGACGCUAGUUGGAGAUGGAAAUGCUGUUCUUGCGUCAAGGGUGGAAAUCAGUCAUAUAUUUACAAUAAUUCGUGCAUUGAAUGUGGACACAUAAGGAGCGACUCUUGCUGCGAGACUUACAUCGCAAAGUAGGUUGUCAGCCAAUCAAGGGGUAGUACAGCAAUAUUAUCCAGAAGUUUCUGUAUAGCUUUCCCCAAGCACGACGCC